AGAAAAAAAAAAAAAAAGCCCAGCUUUGCUUGACUGUGGUAGGGCUCAGGGCUCCCGGCCAUCUGUCCCCGCUCGGGCGGCGGGGAGGGAGCCGGCUGGGGCUGCAGCAGCCCACCCACGGGAGGAAGGGAACGGCGUGGGGCUCGGGGUCCCGCUCGGCAGGUUGAUUAAGUGAAUAGAAAAAAAAAGAAGAAAAAACGAAGCUGCUUCCAAGUAUUGAAGAUACAAGGCCAGGAUGAACACAAAGGACACAAAAGUGACUGAAGGAGGUCUCAAUGUCACGCUUACCAUACGCCUUCUCAUGCAUGGCAAGGAGGUUGGAAGCAUUAUCGGAAAGAAAGGUGAGACAGUUAAGAAGAUGAGGGAGGAGAGUGGUGCUCGAAUCAAUAUUUCAGAAGGCUCCUGUCCAGAGAGAAUUGUGACGAUAACAGGCCCAACAGAUGCAAUUUUUAAAGCUUUUUCUAUGAUUGCACUAAAAUUUGAAGAGGACAUAAACGCUUCAAUGACAAACAGCACGGUGACAAGCAAACCGCCUGUAACGCUGCGGCUCGUCGUCCCGGCAAGUCAGUGUGGAUCCCUUAUAGGAAAAGGAGGUUCCAAAAUCAAAGAAAUCAGGGAGUCCACAGGAGCCCAGGUGCAGGUAGCGGGCGAUAUGCUGCCGAACUCCACGGAGCGCGCCGUGACCAUAUCGGGCACUCCGGACGCCAUCAUCCAGUGCGUGAAACAAAUAUGCGUGGUUAUGCUGGAGUCCCCACCCAAAGGUGCCACCAUCCCCUACCGUCCCAAACCUGCCUCUGCACCUAUCAUUUUUGCAGGUGGCCAGGUAAGAGCAGACACCAUUUUGGCUUCAGCUGGAAACCACACCGUCUUGGCCCAACCUCAGCCAGCGCCUGCGUUCACGAUUCAGGGGCAGUAUGCCAUCCCUCAUCCAGACGUGAGUCCAGCGCAUUUGACCAAGCUUCACCAGUUGGCUAUGCAGCAUCCCCCCUUUACUCCCCUUGGGCAGACCACCCCUGGUUUCCCUGGACUGGAUGCCACUACUCCAACCAGUUCCCAUGAACUUACUAUUCCCAAUGAUUUAAUAGGCUGCAUUAUUGGCAGACAAGGCAGUAAGAUAAAUGAAAUCAGGCAGAUGUCAGGAGCGCAGAUCAAGAUUGCUAAUGCCACAGAAGGCUCCGCAGAACGACAAGUUACAAUCACAGGAUCCCCUGCAAACAUCAGCUUAGCACAGUACCUCAUUAAUGCAAGGCUGUCUUCAGAAGUUACUGGCCUGGGGGCUCUGUAAUGUAUCUCAUCAUGCCCUAGUGCAUUAGCCACCAGACAGGACUUUUCCAAAGCCCCAUGAGACAAUGCUUUCUAUGGACUAAUCUACAGAGGAGUUUCUGCCAUUUCUAACUUUCUUAUUAUUCUGAGACAUCAAAAGAAAAUACUUCCUUUACUCUUUAAGCAACUGUGCUUCCUAACUCUUGUGUUGCUUUCAUUACUGUUCCAGUUUUAACACUGUUGUGGCUCAUAACAAAGCAAAGAAAAGUUAUUUUCGGGGGUUAAUUUUCAUUGAUGUUCAUGCUUUGGCUAAUCUGUAUAAAAGCAUGGGCCGUUAGUGUUCUAAACCACUGUAUUCAGCUAGAGACUCGACAGUAAAUUAAAUGAGACGUUUUUAUAAAUAAAUUUUUUUCCUGAUUUAAAAAAAAAAAAGACGUGGUAGCUUUGUGCAUACAACUGUUGUGUUGUUUAAACUUUGUUCUUUGUAACCAAGUUGCUAAUUUGUCAUUUGAGAAACACUAUUUUAUGGAUUGUCAAACUAAGAUCAUAGACAAAUUGCUUGUUUUCAUUAAUGAUUAAAGGUUUCAUAUCAUCA
Messenger RNA from Harpia harpyja (harpy eagle), 1858 nucleotides. RefSeq names its product poly(rC)-binding protein 3-like. The transcript is spliced from 13 exons. Gene Ontology annotation, biological process: negative regulation of mRNA splicing, via spliceosome. Gene Ontology annotation, molecular function: mRNA binding. The coding region runs from base 236 to 1285 and encodes 349 amino acids. Gene Ontology annotation, cellular component: nucleus; cytoplasm. The record is from RefSeq and is a predicted model, not a curated record. Lineage: Eukaryota; Metazoa; Chordata; Aves; Accipitriformes; Accipitridae.